This is a messenger RNA of Poecile atricapillus (Black-capped chickadee), 3021 nucleotides long. Its product is annotated as POC1 centriolar protein homolog B-like. The transcript is spliced from 12 exons. The record is from RefSeq and is a predicted model, not a curated record. Lineage: Eukaryota; Metazoa; Chordata; Aves; Passeriformes; Paridae. Gene Ontology annotation, cellular component: centriole; ciliary basal body. Gene Ontology annotation, biological process: cilium assembly. The coding region runs from base 92 to 1501 and encodes 469 amino acids. Gene Ontology annotation, molecular function: protein binding.
CGGCGCUCUUGGCGCGGCGGAUGAAUCCGGCGCUCGGCCGGCCGCGCCUGCAGCGCGGGGCUCUCGCGGGCCGCUCCUCCCCGCUCCGCCCAUGGCCUCCCCGCUGGAGGACCCCGUCCUGAUCCGGCCUUUCCGCGGCCACACGGCGGCGGUGACGGGCGUCGCCUUCAACGCGAACGCGACGGGGCUGGUUACCUGCUCUGUGGAUAGGUUUCUUAUAUUGUGGAAGCUGGAGACGCAGUGCAGAGCCUACAAGUUUGGUGGCCAUGCAGAAGCAGUGACAAGUGUAGAGUUCUCACCAGAUGGGCAGGUGCUGGCUUCAGCUUCUCAUGAUCACAAUAUCAGGCUAUGGAUUCCUUGCAUUCAUGGAGAAUCAUCAGUACUGAGAGGUCAUACAGCAUCUGUUCGGAGUGUGAGCUUCUCCCGUGAUGGCUGCUCCCUAGUUUCAGCAUCCAAUGAUAAAUUAGUAAAAAUAUGGAGUGUUUGCUAUCAGCGCCCUUUGUUUACCCUAUUCCAACACACUGGUUGGGUUCGCUGUGCCAAAUUUUCACCUGAUGGAAGAAUAAUAGCAUCUUGUGGUGAGGACAAAUCCAUUAACAUCUGGGAUGCAAGAAAUAAAAUUUGUGUUAGUAGCUUCUCAGAUUAUGAGGAAUUUGCAACUUUUGUGGAUUUCAACCCGAGUGGAACGUGUAUAGCUUCUGCAGGUUCCAGUAGCUCAGUGAAACUAUGGGAUAUUCGAAUGAACAAGCUACUGCAGCAUUUCAAAGUUCACAGAGCAGGGGUUAAUUGUAUAUCAUUCCAUCCUUCUGGUAACUACCUCAUCACUGCUUCUACUGACGGUACCCUUAAGAUUCUGGACCUCUUAGGAGAAAGACUUAUUUACACUCUUCAUGGACACAAGGGAGCUGUACUUUGUGUGGCUUUUUCAAAAGGUGGUGAAAAAUUUGCCUCGGGUGGAGUGGAUUCUCAGGUAUUACUAUGGAAAACCAACUUUGAUACUUUGGAUUAUGAAGAAGUUCUCAAACACAAUUUUAGAAGAACACAUAUUGAUGAUCCUCCUCAUCUUCUUGAUAUUUACCCAAGGUCAUCUCAUUUACAUGGUAAAAAACUCAAGUCAGUUGAGGUCAACUCUAUCUGUGAUGUGCCUGAUAAACAAGCACCUGACACAAUUAUCAUCGAAAUUAGACCAUCUUCACGUAUCAGUACUCCUGAUAUGGACAACAGUGAAGAACUGCUGAGUCCCUCUCCUUCUACCUUGUCAAGAAGUUCAAAAAGGAAGGCAGAGAAUGAGAGCAGGUCAGAUGUGCAUAGUGUGGGACUGCACAGAAGCAUCUCCUCCUCCUUGGACAGUGCUUUGGACGACAUUGUGGGGCAGCUGAAUAUGUUAACUCUAACUAUUUCAGUCCUGGAACAACGUCUUGCUUUUACUGAAGAUAAAUUGAAAGAAUUCAUAAGAAAUCAACAAAAAAUGUUAAAGGAAAGCAGAAGUAAUAAAAUAUGAAAAUGAACUAUGUUGAUGAAUGUUACAUAAAAUCACAAGGAACAUUUCUUCACUGGAUUUUGCUAUAAGCAGAAACAUCAAAUCAAAGUAAUGAAAAUGGAAGAAAUUUAAAAAACUGUUUCAAACAUUGAUAGCAAGCAGAUAUUCUGGUUAUCUAUUCAAUGAAGUGUAGCCCAAUCAAAACUAGUAUUUUCUAAAUCAUUUCCAUUGAACAUCCCAGGACUCUUAUUUCAGCCUAAUCAGAUCUUUGAAUAUAACUAAGCCAUUAGCUACAUAUUUUUAGGUUAAUAGAAGUUAUUAUGUAGGUUACCACUGUGCAGAUUUUUAAACUCAGGCAAGGAUUGUGAAAAUAAUGUUCUUUGUGCUAAGACAACAUUACUUAAACACCUAAGUUAAAUAAUAUAUAAUACAAAAAAUGUCAGAGGUGUUCUUUGUCUCUUACAUAUUCUCAAGUGUUUUACCAAAAAGUAGCGAGUUAUUCUAUGUCUUCUAAACAUUUUAAUCAUGAUUGCAAGAUGAUGUAGUGUGAAAACUUUUAGUUACAAAUACAAAAAUUAAGUCGCUUAAACUUUGAAGCUAUAAUUGCAUCUAUGUGAAUUCAGCUGCAAAACUGAUGCAUUCGAACACUUCUGCUUAUCACAUCCCCAUCAACAUUCACUUCUCAUAUUUAAAAAACAAAAAUCAGCUUUAUACUUCUGAAGAAUAUAUUUGAACCAAACACAAAAUGAUACAAAAUCAAGGCCAUAAAUACAAAAGAUUCUUAUCUUAUGAGAAUGUUCACAUGUGCUCAAGCUUUGCAUGCUAUGAAUGUACCCCAUCAGGUAAUGCAUUGUGAAUGCAGACAUAAGUCAGGAAAAACUUUGCAGUGUAUGAUGAUUUGGGUUUUAUUUUUAUUUUUAAUAAAAAUGCAUUUCUUAGAUGAUUUUAGGUCUUAUUUUUUAAUGGAAAAUAUUUAUUUUCUUUAUGUCUGUCUGUUAUUUUUUUUACAUGGCAAUUGCAGAGCACCAGUUGUAAAUCCACAGUCAAAACUAGGUAAUCGUCUGUUUCUGUAACUUUACGCAUGUGUUGAAAAGUAGGACACCUGAACUGGGGGAGCAUUUUAAUCCAAUUCUGCAACUGACUGUAUAUAGAUAAAGCCCAUUUCCCAGGCUGAACCUCAUUAACAUCAACUUUAGUUCGACUUUAGUACACAAGCUUACUGUGCAAAUAUGACUGCAGUUAGAGCCAUAGAAAUGUGCAGUCAAUUUUUCCUGUAUAAUUUAUUUUCUCUCUCAGCAACCACCUUCAGAUAGCCAGACAUCCCCUCACUUCCUUGGUUAACUCUGAUUUUUUACCAAUAAGUACUAUAUAUUUGCAGCUCAGUCUUGAGCACUACUGCUUAUGGCAAAGAAGCAUAAAAUUUUUGGAUGCAACUGUUUCUGGACAGCAUCCUAACCACAGAUUUUUUUGUCAAAGAAUGGUUUUACAUUGUUAUUCCAGCCUGACCUUUGAUUACACAAUUGUUUAUAAUACUAUGUAAC